This is a messenger RNA of Arabidopsis arenosa, 5551 nucleotides long. The record is from the annotation of a GenBank genome assembly. Lineage: Eukaryota; Viridiplantae; Streptophyta; Magnoliopsida; Brassicales; Brassicaceae.
AGCGGCUUGAGUCAGACUCGUUGACCCAACUCGUCUACGUGGAUCGGACGCAGAGCUCAGAGGCUGUUUCCUUCCUGUUAAUCUAUUGUUCUAGAUCUGUGAGUCGCUGAGCUCGCCGUGAAAACUGGGAAUGGCUUCCUCGGAAGCUGAUUCCCGAUUGAGUCGAGUCGUAACACCAGCUCUAGAGAAGAUCGUCAAGAACGCAUCGUGGCGGAAACACUCGAAGCUCGCUAACGAAUGCAAAGCUGUUAUCGAGCGGCUAAAUUCGCUGCAGAAAUCACCACCUCCGUCGUCCUCUGCUGCUGCUGACUCCGAGCCUGAUUCCUCUGUUCCCGGUCCACUUAACGACGGUGGUUCGAUCGAGUACUCGCUCGCCGAUUCUGAAUUCAUCUUCAGCCCUCUGAUCAAUGCCUGCGGCACUGGCCUCGCCAAGAUCAUCGAACCUGCUAUUGACUGCAUUCAGAAGCUUAUCGCGCAUGGCUACAUUCGUGGUGAAUCGGACCCGUCCGGUGGAGCGGAGUCCCUUCUCCUUUUUAAAUUGAUCGAGUCCGUUUGUAAAUGCCAUGAUUUAGGAGACGAAUCCAUUGAAUUACCUGUGUUGAAGACUAUGUUAUCUGCCAUUAACUCCAUCUCGCUCCGGAUCCAUGGCGAAUGCUUGCUCAUGAUUGUACGAACUUGCUACGACAUUUACUUGGGAAGCAAAAAUGUGGUGAAUCAGACGACUGCCAAGGCUUCGCUGAUCCAGAUACUGGUGAUUGUUUUCCGGAGAAUGGAGGCGGAUUCGUCAACAGUUCCAAUUCAGCCGAUCGUAGUGGCUGAGCUCAUGGAGCCACUCGAAAAAUCAGAUGCGGAUGGGACAAUGACGCAGUUUGUGCAGGGUUUUAUCACCAAAAUCAUGCAAGAUAUUGACGGCGUGUUGAACCCUACAAUGCCAGGAUCAGGAUCAGGAUCAGGCUCCGGGGGCCAAGAUGGGGUAUAUGGGACUACCACAGUGGUGACUACGAAUCCUACGGAUUUGUUGGACUCCACUGAUAAGGACAUGUUGGACGCUAAGUAUUGGGAGAUCAGUAUGUACAAGUCAGCUCUAGAGGGAAGGAAGGGGGAGCUAGUAGACGGAGACGUUGAGAGAGAUGAUGAUGAUUUAGAAGUUCAGAUUGAGAAUAAGCUGCGGAGAGAUGCCUUGAUGGUUUUCAGGGCGCUGUGUAAGCUCUCCAUGAAGGCGCCUCCAAAGGAGUCUUCGACAGAUCCGCAGUCAAUGAGAGGGAAGAUUCUGGCUCUUGAGCUGUUGAAGAUCUUGUUGGAAAAUGCUGGAGCUGUCUUUAGGACCAGUGAGAGGUUUUCACGUGAUAUCAAACGGUAUUUGUGUUUGUCGUUGUUGAAGAACAGCGCUUCUACUCUUAUGAUUAUCUUCCAGCUCUCUUGCUCUAUUUUCAUUAGUCUGGUUGCAAGAUUCCGGGCUGGAUUAAAGGCCGAAAUUGGAGUUUUCUUCCCAAUGAUUGUUCUUAGAGUUGUGGAGAAUGUAGCUCAACCUAAUUUUCAACAGAAGAUGAUUGUUCUUCGGUUUCUUGACAAGCUUUGUUUGGAUUCCCAAAUCCUAGUUGAUAUUUUCUUGAACUACGAUUGUGAUGUGAAUUCAUCAAAUAUUUUUGAGAGGAUGGUCAAUGGUCUCCUUAAAACGGCUCAAGGGGUCACUCCUGGUACAGCUACAACGUUGUUACCACCUCAGGAGGCAGCUACAAAACUUGAAGCCAUGAAAUGCCUAGUAGCCAUAUUGAAAUCAAUGGGAGAUUGGUUGAACAAGCAGUUGCGCCUGCCAGUUUCUAAUUCAUUGAAUAAAUCUGAAGCAGUUGAGAUCGAUCUGGGACCCGGAAGUCCCCAAUUGGCUAAUGGAAAUGCUGAUGAGACUGCUGACAAAUCAGAUUCCUAUUCUGAAUCUUCAGGAGGUACAUCAGAUGCUCUAGCUAUCGAGCAGCGCCGGGCUUACAAACUCGAACUUCAGGAAGGUAUUUCUCUUUUUAAUCGGAAGCCAACUAAAGGUAUUGAGUUUCUCAUCAACGCGGGUAAGGUGGGUGAAUCUCCUGAAGAAAUAGCAGGUUUUCUCAAAGAUGCGUCAGGGUUAAAUAAAACUUUGAUAGGCAUGGAAUUUGAUGAGGCAAUUAGAACCUUUCUUGAAGGUUUUAAGCUGCCAGGAGAAGCACAAAAGAUUGAUCGAAUCAUGGAAAAGUUUGCUGAACGUUACUGCAAGUGUAAUUCUAAGGUGUUUACUAGCGCAGAUACAGCUUAUGUUCUUGCAUAUUCUGUGAUCAUGCUCAAUACUGAUGCCCACAACCCCACGGUGAAGAACAAGAUGUCUGCUGAUGACUUUAUCAGAAACAAUCGUGGAAUAGACGACGGAAAAGAUUUACCUGCGGACUACAUGAGAUCGCUGUAUGAAAGGAUAACAAAGCAUGAGAUAAAGAUGAAAGAAGAUGAUUUACCUUUGCAACAGAAACAGCACGCAAACUCUAACAAAAUGCUUGGUUUGGAUGGUAUAUUAAACAUAGUGAUCCGUAAGCAGUGGGGAGAUUCAUAUGCGGAAACAAGUGAUGAUCUGAUGAAGCAUAUGCAAGAGCAAUUUAAGGAAAAAGCUCGUAAAUCAGAGUCAACCUACUAUGCUGCUACAGAUGUGGUUAUUCUCAGAUUUAUGAUUGAGGCUUGUUGGGCUCCUAUGCUUGCUGCAUUCAGUGUGCCGCUAGACCAGAGUGAUGAUUUGAUAGUGAUCAACAUAUGUCUUGAAGGCUUCCACCAUGCAAUCCAUGCCACUUCGUUGAUGUCAAUGAAGACCCAUAGAGAUGCUUUUGUGACUUCACUAGCGAAGUUCACUUCACUUCACUCCCCAGCUGAUAUCAAGCAGAGAAAUAUCGAAGCCAUUAAGGCGAUUCUCAGACUUGCUGAUGAAGAGGGCAACUAUUUGCAAGAUGCCUGGGAGCAUAUUCUAACUUGUGUUUCCCGUUUUGAGCAACUACAUCUCUUGGGAGAAGGUGCUCCUCCAGAUGCCACUUUUUUUGCUUCCAAGCAAAAUGAGUCAGAGAAAUCAAAGCAACCCAAACAAUAUAUACUUCCUGUUCUGAAAAGGAAGGGUCCUGGGAAAAGUCAAUAUGCAGCUACAGGUGUCUUGAGGGGUUCAUACGACAGCAUGAGUCUUGGCGGAAAAGGUUCUAAGAACGUGAGACAAGAACAAAUGAGCAGUAUAGUCUCAAAUUUGAACUUGUUGGAGCAGGUUGGUGAAAUGAAUCAAAUAUUUUCUCAGAGUCAGAAACUAAACAGUGAAGCUAUAAUAGACUUUGUUAAAGCUCUCUGCAAAGUUUCUAUGGAUGAGUUGCGGUCUCCUUCUAAUCCACGCGUUUUUAGCCUCACGAAGAUUGUUGAGAUAGCGCAUUAUAACAUGAACCGCAUAAGGCUUGUUUGGUCAAGCAUCUGGCAAGUUCUAUCGGGUUUCUUUGUGACCAUUGGAUGCUCAGAGAAUCUUUCUAUUGCAAUAUUUGCAAUGGAUUCUCUGCGCCAGUUGUCAAUGAAAUUCCUGGAACGGGAGGAGUUGGCUAAUUACAACUUCCAAAACGAGUUUAUGACACCUUUUGUCAUCGUUAUGCGUAGAAGUAAUGAUGUUGAGAUCAGAGAACUUAUCAUCCGGUGUGUUUCUCAGAUGGUAUUGUCGCGUGUAAAUAAUGUUAAGUCAGGAUGGAAAAGCAUGUUCAUGGUUUUUACCACAGCGGCGUAUGAUGACCACAAAAACAUUGUGUUUUUGUCCUUUGAAAUUAUCGAGAAGAUUAUUCGAGAAUAUUUCCCAUACAUCACUGAGACAGAAACCACCACUUUUACAGAUUGUGUGAAUUGCCUAGUUGCAUUCACCAAUAACAGAUUUAGCAAGGAUAUCAGUCUCAGUUCUAUAGCUUUCCUCCGAUAUUGUGCAACAAAGCUUGCAGAAGGAGAUCUUAACUCGCUAUCAACAAACAAAGACAAGGAAAAUUCUGGAAAGAUUCCUCAGUCAUCUCUCCACAGUGGAAAAAGUGGGAAACAAGAGAACGGAGAGAUUGUAAACAACAAUAAUCAUCUCUACUUUUGGUUUCCCUUACUAUCAGGCUUAUCAGAGCUUAGUUUCGAUCCAAGACCAGAAAUCAGGAAAAGCGCACUACAGAUUAUGUUUGAUACCUUACGCAACCACGGCCAUUUAUUUUCUCUACCAUUAUGGGAAAAAAUAUUCGAGUCUGUAUUAUUUCCUAUAUUCGAUUACGUACGGCAUUCUAUUGAUCCUUCUGGCGAAGACGAAUCUGCUGAUCAAGGAAGUUAUGGUGGCGAUGUGGAUGAGCUAGAUCAUGAUGCCUGGCUCUACGAGACCUGUACAUUAGCACUACAGCUUGUAGUGGAUCUCUUUGUCAAAUUUUACACUACAGUCAAUCCACUUCUAAAGAAAGUACUAAUGCUUCUUGUGAGCUUCAUAAAGAGACCUCACCAAAGCCUUGCAGGGAUUGGUAUUGCUGCGUUUGUUCGUCUGAUGAGCGAUGCUGAUGGCUUGUUCUCUGAAGAAAAGUGGUUAGAGGUGGUGUCAGCUUUAAAAGAAGCGGCAAAAACAACUUGCCCAGAUUUUUCGUAUUUCCUUAGCGAAGAAUAUGUAGAAAGAAGCCAGAGAAAUGCUCUCAACAUUCAGAACAGUAAUGCUGAGUCUGCUGCUCCAACUGCUACCGAUGGUAAUGAAGAGAGUCAGAGAACAGCAACCCAUCUUUACGCCGCUAUCUCUGAUGCUAAGUGCCGAGCCGCUGUUCAACUUUUGUUGAUCCAGGCUGUGAUGGAGAUUUACAACAUGUACAGACCUCAGCUUUCAGCGAAAAACACAUUAGUCCUCUUAGAUGCAUUGCACGGUUUAGCUUUACAUGCUCACGGAAUAAACAGUAACACAAUACUUCGUUCAAGACUACAAGAGCUAGGACCCAUGACACAGAUGCAAGAUCCUCCACUACUUCGUCUCGAAAACGAGUCUUACCAAAUCUGCCUGACAUUCUUACAGAAUCUUGUUGCAGACAAAACCAAAAAAGAAGAAGAAGAAGAAGAGGAAAUAGAAUCACUUCUAGUCAACAUCUGUCAAGAAGUUCUCAACUUCUACAUCGAGACUUCUGCUUCUGCAAAAAAACAACAAUCAGAAUCAUCAAGGGCCAGCGAAUACCGAUGGAGAAUACCUUUGGGAUCAGGAAAACGAAGAGAGCUAGCAGCAAGAGCUCCUCUUAUAGUUGCAACACUUCAAGCAAUAUGUACAUUAGAAGAGGCAUCAUUUGAGAAGAACCUGAAAUGUCUAUUUCCACUUCUGGCUAGCUUGAUUAGCUGCGAACACGGGUCUAACGAGGUUCAGACUGCUCUUGCUGACAUGCUUGGAUUAUCGGUUGGUCCGGUUUUACUCCAAUGGUGCUGAUUUUUGCUCUCUUUUCUUUUUGGCUUUCAUCUUUCACUUUGGCUUGUGAUGUUAAUGCUUGCCUUUAUAGAGUUCUCUUUUAAAUUCAUAGCGGUUCUAUAUAACACUCGU